AUGAAGAAGAUUUCUGUACAGAACAUUAUCAACUCAUCUGCUCGUCUCGUCGGCGUGCCCAACCCCUGGGCCGUUCUUUACAAUGAGAAAAAGCCAAAGCUGUGGCCAGAAUUGCAGCACACUCCCACUCACAACUCGGGCUCUGAACAUGUCAAUGGCCCCGGGAUCGAAGCUAAGCCCCCCAUUAAACCAGCACUCCCACGAUAUGAGGCACUCUCAUACGUGUGGGGCGCGAGGGAGAAGAAGAAAAGAUAUGUCUACAUCAAAGGCAGUGGCCACUGGCGGAGCGUCAAAGUAUCGCAAAGGAUAUCGAUAACGCACAAUCUGGAUAUCGCUAUCCGCCAUCUGCGGUAUCUUGACGGCCCACGAUAUAUGUGGAUUGAUGCGCUAUGUAUAAAUCAAAAGGACGACAAUGAGAAAAGCCACCAGAUCCCAAUCAUGUGGCAGAUCUACAAGCUCGCCAAGUGUGUUGUCGUCUGGCUGGGACCCGAAGGAAACGACAGCAACUACGCGUUGACGAUGCUGGACUCGAUAGCACGGAAAGUGAUUGUGGAUUGGCCAACACAGACUAUGCGCCCCCUGGACCCGGUGUCCGGGCGCGAAUGGGCAGAUGCCGGACAGCCACUCCCUUUCGGUGAGUGGGAGAUGCUCUCUCUCUGCUGUUUGUACCAGAGGCCGUGGUUCGAGCGGACUUGGGUCCGGCAGGAGAUUCAUGCUGCGACGCGCGCUAUUGUGAAGUGUGGAAGCCAGAAGAUUUCGUGGGACGCGUUCCAGGCCGGUGUGUUCUGCAUUUCUAGGAAACAAGUUGGGGCCGGUGUGCUUGGUGAUUUCGCUGCUGAUUGGAAUAGGCUGCAGACCCAGGCCUUUGGGCUCUGCCAACCCCUCGACGGCCUGCUACGCUUUGAGCACCUCCAUAUAUACCUCCGGCACACCAAAUGCGCAGAUCCACGCGACAUGAUCUACGCAGCACUCAGCCUGCUGAACCCAACGGAUCGCAGCAUGGGAGUGCAGCCGGACUACUCACGGACAACCAAGAAUGUGUACUUGGAUGUGGUUCAGCGUCUACUCGACGGGCGGCACACGACCUCCUUCCUUGCCUCAUGCGAGCAUGUCUCCAUGCCGACCUCCAAGUUACCGAGCUGGGUGCCCGACUGGUCAGCUCCGCUGAAAACCCUGGCCACCACUUCUGGCUGUUGGAGCGCUUGUGCAUGGAUCUCAGCCCAAGCCAAAAUUCUCGACGAACGCGUUCUACGUUGCUCCGGAAUCCGAGUUGAUGUGGUCCGAGGAGCUCAAAGCUCGACAUUCGGGGAGCAUAGUUUCACGUUAGGCGAACUCCUCGACUUCAUCAAGGAGGUCCAACCAGCACAGAAGACAUGGGGUGAUGAGUAUCACGGCGGACACAUGGGGUUAAGCGUUAUGGAGGCCUACUGCCGGGCUCUCAUCUCCAAUCGGUUUGCAGAUACAAAUUUGCCACUCUAUGAGGAUUGGCCAAGUUUUCUACCCUCCGAAUUAUUAUUGAAGUUGAUCUGGACAUCGGAAGGCGACUGGAGCGCGUCCACAGACCUGUCGCUUCAAUUGACCUUGGACAAGUACCUCAGUCGAUGUCACAGUAAUCUAGUGGGACGAUGCUUCUUUACAACGGCCACUGGCUACGUUGGAGUUGGGCCUUCAGAAGCCCAGCCCGGCGAUGUGGUCUGCGUACUGCUUGGCUGCUAUAGUCCUCUACUCCUUCGACCUUGUUAUGACGAAUCAGCCCGCAAGUGGAAGGUUGUCGGCCCUUGCUAUGUACAGGGCCUCAUGGCUGGUGAGGCUAUACACAAGAAUCUGCCUUCACAUAUAAAACCCGUGGUGCACUCAAAGGAUGAGGGCUUUAUUGACGGAUAUAAUUGGGCUCUGCACGAUACACGAACCGGGAGGUUGCAAACAGACCCGGCCAAGGUUCUUGGCGACUUCGGCAUUCAGCCUUCAAAAUACCAGAGGUCGCCGCAUGUACUUCAGGUGGCAACGGAGGCACUACGAAUGGCCGGAUUGGAUCUGGAAGACCUGGACCUAAUAUGA
Molecule: messenger RNA, 2058 nt
Organism: Neoarthrinium moseri
Lineage: Eukaryota; Fungi; Ascomycota; Sordariomycetes; Amphisphaeriales; Apiosporaceae
Exons: 2
Coding region: 1-2058 (685 amino acids)
Source: RefSeq, a predicted model, not a curated record